CCUCCCCUCCUCCCUCCUUCCUUCCUUCCCUUCCUCCCUCUCUCCCUCCCUCCCAGCUCCUCCACCAGGAAACAACCGGAUUCCGGAUCCCGGCUGCGGCCUGACCCGGCUCCACGCUGGCCGGGAGAAUGAAAGGCCUCAGCCGGGGGCUCCCUGCCACCAGCACUGGGUCCUAAGAGCUGCCAUCCAGGCUGGCCGCCCGGAUGGCGACCCCAGCCUCAGCCCCAGACACACGGGCUCUCGUGGCUGACUUUGUAGGCUAUAAGCUGAGGCAGAAGGGCUAUGUCUGUGGAGCAGGCCCUGGGGAAGGCCCAGCCGCAGACCCGCUGCACCAAGCCAUGCGGGCCGCUGGAGACGAAUUUGAGACCCGGUUCCGGCGCACCUUCUCUGACCUGGCCGCCCAGCUACACGUGACCCCAGGCUCAGCCCAGCAGCGCUUCACCCAGGUUUCUGACGAACUUUUCCAAGGGGGCCCCAACUGGGGCCGUCUUGUGGCGUUCUUUGUCUUUGGGGCUGCCCUGUGUGCUGAGAGUGUCAACAAAGAAAUGGAGCCACUGGUGGGACAGGUGCAAGACUGGAUGGUGACCUACCUGGAGACACGCCUGGCUGACUGGAUCCACAGCAGUGGGGGCUGGGCGGAGUUCACAGCUCUGUACGGGGCCGGGGCCCUGGAGGAGGCACGGCGUCUGCGGGAGGGGAACUGGGCAUCAGUGAGGACAGUGCUGACGGGGGCUGUGGCUCUGGGGGCCCUGGUAACCGUAGGGGCCUUUUUUGCUAGCAAGUGAGAAAGUCGAGGGCCAGGUGGGGCUAGGUGAGGCUAGGGGCCAGGAGAGCUGGGACAGAAUAGAGACUGCCCUCGGGAGGAAUUGGAUGGUCAUGGAACCCAGAAGGGCAGGGAAGGUGGUGUGUGAGGGAGCAUGCCAGGCAGGUGGCGGGAAGAAUGAGUUGGAGACAUUAAGGAAUAUUUCAAGGCCAGGAGCCCAGGAGACGGAGUCCUCCCAGGGCUUGGGGGGAGACAAGAAGCAUGCCCGUGUUAUGGGCACACGACUACCCAGAACACGGCGUGUAGCUCCGAGAGAGGUGGACUUCUUUUGAAGAGUUGUGUCUCCGUUAGAUGAGUGGGGUGGAGGGGACCUAGUUACACCUCCCUUUGGAAUGGCAGCUUGGCGAUCAGGUGACCGGAUGUAGUGGCUGUGGCUGUGGGUUGCGUGGGCUCACGUGCAUGCUGGGCUGUUUGUCGACUCUGGUGAUGGAACACUUAGAGAAAACAUUCCUUCUUGCAGUGACAAGAACAAGGGCCAGUUCACUGCCCUUCUCCUCUCCGCCCCUACCCCUGACCUUAGGCCUACAGGCUGAGGGAGGAAGACUGUGUCUAGACUAGGGCGCUGGCGCUGCUGAAAGUUGUUGGCAGGGGCUUUGGAGAGAAGAGUUCUGCAGCUGGCCUUGUUCUUCCUUGUCCCCCUUCUGUGUCCAUCUUCGCACCUGGGCUGACAGAGGGUAAGGCUGUGGAGCCCAGUAGGUAGAAGCGUGGGUAGUAGGACCUGCCUGCCACCUUCCCCUCUAAUGGGGGCACAAUGGUGCCUCAGGUGUUGCCUCUUUCUAGGACCUCUCUAUCCAGCUGAAACUCUAAAUUGGGGCUCUAGUUUUCCCUUGGAAGAUAGGACCUAAAUGCUGAUCUAGAAUUCAGUUUGGGUCCUGAACUGUCUCGGUGAGACUGCCAAUGCCCGGAGAGGACCAUUCCAGCUCUGAGCCCCUUGGGUGUGAUGGUGACAGGUACUCCUUGACUGGCCUAUUCUGUGUGGUGGGUUUUGGUGCUGCUUUAUCAGGGGCCAGAUAUAUGGGUAUAGAGUACCUGCCAUGACCUAAACACAUUUCUGUUUCUUUUGAGGCCAUGCUCCUUGCACAGGUGUUAUUGUCCUUGCAGAUGCUGACAUUAGAACCCACAGACCAGUCCUCUAGAACAGAUCACACUCUAGCUUUUUCUUUUGAGGGAGGAAUUCUUCACUCCAGAUGCAUGCCCUGAGCCAGACCUCACUGCUGCACUUUCCAAGGUGCUAACAUUGCUGCUCUCCAGUGCUGACUUUGUUCACAGUGCUCUAGAACCCUACCCAUGAUCCCGAGCACUGAUCAACUUAGCAAGACCACAGCCGACUUGACUUUUCACUUGGUCCUAGAAUGUGGCAUCAUAUUGUGCGUGCUAGAAUGUGGGACCAAAUUGGCCUCAGGUGUUUAGUCCAGACUUUUGCUUUGGAGAGAAGGUUGCACUUUUUGAUGGUGUCUGUGGGGAUGUGGGAGACUGCAUGUGCCAGUUGGUCUGUUUUGAGUGUGCUGAUCUAAGAAACUCAGAGCUGUCUGUGGCCAGCAGUUGGAGUGGGAGGCUCUGACUUGCUCAGGACAAACUAGGCCAGUGGUUUUCAAACUGCUUGGCAGAGCCCCGAAGUGUCCCAGGGGUUGCCUCAGGAGUCCUUAGGGAGAUGAGGAGUGGAGGGCUGGGCAGUUUGCCCUCAGACAGAACAGCUCUCCUGUAGCUGUCUUAUGUAUCGGGGUUCAGGGUAAGAUUUUCUUUGUGGUAAGGGCUUUGCUGCUGAAACAAGUUAGAAAACCACUGACUAGACCAUCCGUUCCAACCGGAGCCUGUGCUCCUCCAAGGUCAGGGAAGACUCUGCUCCACUCUUCCCAUGGGAUACCAACCCAGGUUAGCAUUCCUGGGGGCCGUUAGCAAACAGGAGCAGUGGGUAUCUGUGGGGGGUUAGCAGCGUGCUCUGCUCGCAAGCCUUCACAGGGGUGGAGGAGCAACAUGUCAGGAUAGGGUGAAGGGUGUGGUCUGGAUUCCCAGAAGCUUAGCUUGAUGGGACCACGGUGGGGAGUUAGGACCUGUUCUGCCCUUCGUUUUAAGGGCCAGUGGCAACCCAGAGACUCUUCUGUCAGGGAGAACCAGGGACUGUCUUUUAGAGCCAUAUAGUUCCUUGGGAUUAGCUCUUGGCCAGGAAGGCUGAGUAUGGCUCCCAAUUUUUAAAUCCAUUUCAUUUUUUUUAAACGAGGGAAAUGGAUAUAAUUUUUCAAAUAUUAAAUAGGUGGAGAGGAUGUUCUUGCUCUCCAGAGCCCAAAGGGACAAAUAGGGACUUCGCUUAGGCCAAGGAAAGAGCGGAAGUGGGGCAACUCAGUCCUGCAAUUAUUAAUCCCACUCCCCACUUACACUAGGGCGUACAUAUACUAUUUUACUUUUUUAAAUCAUAAACGGCAGGAGAACAGAUUUGGUUAGUUUAGAAGAAGAGAAAAAGCUCUAUAAAUAUAAAUAUAUAUUCCUGUAUUUUUAUUUAAUAAUUUAUAAAUGCCAAGUUCAUUUGACUUUUAUUUUUGUGUAAUAUGUAAUGGUCGUAUUAAAAAUAAAUAAAUAAAGCCCAGAAAUUUAAUGAGAA
Messenger RNA from Psammomys obesus (fat sand rat), 3419 nucleotides. It is a transcript of the gene Pabpn1, whose product is annotated as poly(A) binding protein nuclear 1. NCBI's taxonomy places the organism in Eukaryota, Metazoa, Chordata, Mammalia, Rodentia, Muridae. Gene Ontology annotation, cellular component: mitochondrial outer membrane. Bases 204 to 785 code for a protein of 193 amino acids. The record is from RefSeq and is a predicted model, not a curated record. Gene Ontology annotation, molecular function: protein heterodimerization activity; protein homodimerization activity; RNA binding. The transcript has 4 exons. Gene Ontology annotation, biological process: negative regulation of intrinsic apoptotic signaling pathway; extrinsic apoptotic signaling pathway in absence of ligand; intrinsic apoptotic signaling pathway in response to DNA damage.